AAAAAAAGUCAAAGAAAGGCCGAAAACUCUGUAAAUUCAUUGUAGCUCUCUUCCACUCUAUAAUACACGCCCUUUCCACUUGCAAACCCUCGUAAAUGACAUGGUCUACCGUCACGUCAGCACAGAUAUGAAGAAACGUGCUUUGUACCUAUUAGAAGAAGGCUGGGGUCUUGACGCCGUGUUGGAUGCUCUAGGUGUUUCAGACGACAGCGUACGGCGAUGGAGACGUAAUGAAGAGGAAUAUGGGUCUGUCAGAUCACCCGUACUACCUCAAGGACGUCCAAGAAUUCUCGGAACUGCUGUUUCCAUUGAGUUGGAUCAGCUGGUGCGCGAGACACCUUCAAUUUUCCUCGACGAAAUUAUGGGCUACCUGGCAAUCAUGCACGGCCAGUCAAUUUCAAUCCCCACAAUCCAAAGAAACCUUGUCGAACUUGGACUCCACCGAAAACUAAUCAGAAAAAUCGCCUCGCAGCGUGAUGAAGCCCUUCGCACCUCAUGGUUGGACCAUAUCAUUCAAAACUAUACAGCCGAACAGAUGGUAUUCGUUGACGAAUCUUCGAAGGAUGGCCGAACAAUUGCACGGCGGUAUGGGCGAGCACAACGUGGGGAAACUCCAGAAGAGAUCAUGAGUUUCAAACGAGGGGAUCGUUACAGCAUCCUUGCUGCAUUAGCAUUGAGCGGAUACAUAGCCGUACGAGUUGUGGAGGAUUCAGUGGACAGCGAAGAAAUGUAUGAUUAUGUGAUUAGUGACCUGGUUAAUGUCAUGAAUCCUUUCCCCCAACCAUGUAGUGUCCUCAUCAUGGACAAUUGUAACAUACACAAGGGUCAGGCCAUCCGACAAGCCAUUGAAGCAAAUGGAUCUAUUCUCAUAUUCUUACCACCAUACUCGCCUGAUUUCAAUCCCAUUGAAGAAAGCUUUAGUUGUGUGAAAUAUCACCUUCGCCGACACUGGCGUGAGCUUGACAACCAUCCGUUUCCAAAGCAAGUGUUAUAUGAAGCCUGUAUGAUAGCUGUUCACGCAGGGAAUGCCCCCGGAUGGUUUAGAGAUAGCGGAUACCUGUAGUAGCUGUAUAUAUACUUCAAUCAUUGAUCACAACCUAUCGUUCAAUUCUCAAAUCUUUUGAGGUACCUGAUAUA
Messenger RNA from Marasmius oreades (fairy-ring Marasmius), 1137 nucleotides. RefSeq lists its product as uncharacterized. Lineage: Eukaryota; Fungi; Basidiomycota; Agaricomycetes; Agaricales; Marasmiaceae. The coding region runs from base 101 to 1063 and encodes 320 amino acids. The record is from RefSeq and is a predicted model, not a curated record. Gene Ontology annotation, molecular function: nucleic acid binding. The transcript has 4 exons.